Knipowitschia caucasica is the source of this 1941-nucleotide messenger RNA. Lineage: Eukaryota; Metazoa; Chordata; Actinopteri; Gobiiformes; Gobiidae. The record is from the annotation of a GenBank genome assembly.
AUGCAGGACGCCACCGGGAAAGACAGCUUCGGGAUCCCCGCUGUGCAGAAUUUCGAACACAAGAAUGGUCAUGCUGUUACUCAGAAUGGUGGGGCACAUACGCCAGGACUCCAGACGCCGGUGGACUCCAGGCCCCCCAGUCCUGCGCCCAGUCUCGCCCCGACCAUCCCCAGGGAACAGUGGGGUGGGAAAUAUGAGUUCCUGCUCUCAUGUAUUGGAUACUGUGUGGGACUCGCAAAUGUGUGGAGAUUCCCAUAUCUCUGUUAUCGCAACGGAGGAGGAGUAUUCCUCAUCCCGUACUUUAUUAUGCUGUUUGUGUGUGGCGUGCCAUUGUUCCUCAUGGAGCUGAGUUUAGGCCAAUAUGGAGCAGCCGGCCCCAUCACGGUGUGGAAAUGCUGCCCUCUACUAAAAGGGAUUGGCAUUGGGAUGCUGUGUGUGUCCACUCUUGUGUGUCUCUAUUAUAACGUUAUCAUUGCUUGGACGUUCUAUUACCUGGGGAGCUCUUUUCAGAGCCCACUGCCCUGGUCCUGUGACGCUGUGGCCAACGCAGCUCUCUGUGGUAAUGACACAGAAGGAAAUAACUACACCUCCAAGAGACUCAGCCCCACCGAAAUCUUCUGGAAUGAGCACGUCCUGGGUGUGGUCCACAGUGAGGGCCUCCAUGACCCAGGCCCUGUGCGCUGGCAGCUAGCUCUCUGUUUGCUCGCUGCUUGGGUCAUAAUCUUCUUGUGCAUGCUCAAGGGCAUCCGCAGCUCGGGGAAGGUGGUCUAUGUAACAGCCACAUUCCCGUACUUUGUGCUCAUUGUCCUGAUCAUCAGAGGGGCAACACUGGAAGGAUCGCUGCAGGGCGUUGCCUUCUACCUCACCCCCGACUGGGACAGACUUGGAAAUGCACAGGUGUGGAAUGAUGCUGCCUCCCAAAUAUUUUAUUCUCUGGGGAUUGGUGUUGGUGGGCUCCUGUCCAUGGCUUCAUAUAACAAGUUUGACAACAAUGUGAUCAGGGAUACUAUAGUUAUCACCAUCGGGAACUGUGGCACAAGCUUCUUUUCUGGAUUUGCCAUUUUCUCCAUCCUGGGACAUAUGGCAUGGAGGAAGGGAGUGCCGGUCGGGGAGGUAGCUGACACAGGUCCAGGUUUGGCAUUUGUGGCGUACCCAGAAGCCCUUGCUCUGCUGCCAGGCUCUGUGUUCUGGUCCAUCUUAUUCUUCCUGAUGCUGUUCAUGCUGGGAGUUGAUACUCUGUUCGGCAACAUGGAGGGCAUCACCACGGCUGUGAUGGACGAGUUUCCACAACUAAGACACAACACGCUGCACAAGACUAUAUUCUUGGGAGCUCUAUGUUUUUCCUUUUAUCUUAUGGGCCUUCUUUUGGUCACAAAUGGAGGCAUUUACUGGUUCACCCUCAUCGAUUCAUUCAGCACCAGCUUUGGCCUGAUCAUAAUCGCCCUCUUCAUGUGUCUUGGCAUCUCCUUUUUCUAUGGAGUAAAUCAGUUUUGCCAAGACAUCAUAGAUAUGAUUCGCCACUGCCCUCCAUGGUGCACCAAGGUUUUGCUUUACUUCAAAGCUUGCUGGGUUUUCUUCACUCCGUUUCUUUUAUUGUUCAUUCUGACGUACAUCUUUAUUGAAAUGUACAACACGUCUCUUCACUAUGGCUCCUAUGUGUAUCCGCUGUGGGGGAAAGCGCUCGGCGUGUGCAUGGCAGCGACCUGCUGUCUGCAGAUCCCCAUUUGGGGCAUUGUCGCCAUCUGCAAAGAAACUGGGACGCUGAAAGAUCGUUUUCAAAAAUCUAUUCGACCUCUAAACUCAUGGAGAGUGAACAAUUUGAACAGCUCAGAGCGCAUGGAGGAGCGGGUGGAGCCGGAGAGAGUGGAGGCUCCAUUUACAGUGACGCUCACGGACAUGGACUUUACUGCAAUGACGUGGGAGAUGGGGAGCAACGCGUGA